Eubalaena glacialis (North Atlantic right whale) is the source of this 1034-nucleotide messenger RNA. Its product is annotated as zeta-crystallin-like. Lineage: Eukaryota; Metazoa; Chordata; Mammalia; Artiodactyla; Balaenidae. The record is from RefSeq and is a predicted model, not a curated record. The transcript has a single exon. Gene Ontology annotation, molecular function: NADPH binding; quinone reductase (NADPH) activity; zinc ion binding. Gene Ontology annotation, cellular component: cytosol. The coding region runs from base 42 to 1034 and encodes 330 amino acids.
AGAUUUUGAUUUCCCACUCUAGAACCGGUGUCUAGGUCACCAUGGCGACUGGACAGAAGUUGAUGAGAGCUAUUAGAGUUUUUGAAUUUGGUGGACCAGAAGUGCUAAAACUCCAGUCGAAUGUUGCCAUACCAAUUCCGAAAGACCAUCAGGUUCUAAUUAAAGUCCAAGCCUGUGGUGUAAACCCAGUGGACACAUAUAUUCGCUCUGGUACUUACAGUAGAAAACCACUUCUACUCUAUACUCCUGGCUUAGAUGUGGCUGGAAUAAUAGAAGCUGUCGGAGAGAGUGUAUCUGCUUUCAAGAAAGGUGACAGAGUUUUCACUACCAGCACAAUCUCUGGGGGCUACGCAGAGUACGCUCUGGCAGCCGAUCACACUGUUUACACACUGCCAGAAAAACUGGACUUUAAACAAGGAGCUGCCAUCGGGAUCCCGUAUUUUACUGCUUAUCGAGCUCUGCUUCACAGUGCCCGUGUGAAAGCUGGAGAAAGUGUUCUGGUUCAUGGGGCUAGUGGAGGGGUUGGAAUAGCAGCAUGCCAAAUUGCUAGAGCUUAUGGCUUACAGGUUUUGGGCAUAGCUGGUACUGAGGAAGGACAAAAGAUUGUUUUGCAAAAUGGAGCCCACGAAGUGUUUAAUCACAAAGAAGCUAAUUACAUUGAUAAAAUUAAGAAAUCUGUUGGUGAAAAAGGAGUUGAUGUGAUUAUUGAAAUGCUAGCGAAUGUAAAUCUUAGCAACGAUUUGAAUCUUUUGUCACAUGGAGGACGAGUAAUAGUUGUUGGCAGCAGGGGUCCUAUUGAAAUAAACCCACAGGACACCAUAGCAAAGGAAUCUAGCAUAAUAGGAGUUGCUCUCUAUUCAUCCACCAAGGAGGAAUUUCAGCAGUUUGCAGCAGCCCUUCAAGCUGGAAUGGAAAUUGGUUGGUUGAGACCAGUAAUAGGUCCCCAGUAUCCAUUGGAGAAGGUGGCCCAGGCUCAUGAAGAUAUCAUUCAUAGCAGUGGGGCUACUGGAAAAAUGAUUCUUCUCUUAAAGUGA